Grammomys surdaster is the source of this 1230-nucleotide messenger RNA. It is a transcript of the gene Erich2, whose product is annotated as glutamate rich 2. The record is from RefSeq and is a predicted model, not a curated record. The transcript has 12 exons. NCBI's taxonomy places the organism in Eukaryota, Metazoa, Chordata, Mammalia, Rodentia, Muridae. Bases 1 to 1230 code for a protein of 409 amino acids.
AUGGACACCGACCUUCCAGUCUCCCUGUCUCCGGCCUUUCUCAAAGUAACCAGGGUACGUGGUCAAGCCUGCCCCAGAGUGUGCGCCCCCAACUUGCCCCGCAGCGUGACCCCCAGUUCCUCCGGGCGCUGGGCCAGCCGCGCCGCCCGCCCCGCCCUUCGCGCGGUUCCAGGAGCUGGAACGGCUCCCGCCCCGCCCCCGCCCCGCGCUCUGCGCCCCGCCGCCGGCCCACCGCGCUCCGCCCCGCUCGCCCCGCCGCUGCGUCGAGCGGUCCAGUCGCUGGGCAGCUCCCGUGGUUCCCGGGCCUCCUGCCGCAGCCCGUCCUGUCUCCAUGGCGACGCGGCGUCCCAGGCUCGCUGCGCGGAACCCACUGCAAGUGCGGAGCGGGGCUGGCCUUCCUGCUGGUCUGCCCUUCGCGGAAACUCCUUGGCAGGGCGGCCAGAAGGUAAGCAGCACCGUGGUGACUGUUGGGCCUCUGGAACCCCACGGGUGUCGAAGCACCGCCCGAGAAGGACAAGAAGUCCCAGUAUUCCCCUGGAGGCCACGCUGAAGGAAGCCAGUUGCUUAAGUCUUGUCCCUGAGUUUUGUAUUCCUGAAAUUCCCAGCAACUAUCUGGAAAAGACUGAAGUUGUAAAGGCACCAAAAAGCAGACAGAAUGGCAGAUUGCUAUUGUAUGAUCCGAAGGAAAAACUGAUGAGUGGCACCAAUAAAGAAAAGUCACACAAACCCCCCUUUGGAUGCAGAGCAAGAUUGUCAAACAAGCUUUGUACUUCUCCAGCACAGACCCCGGGUGGAGCUAAUGCAUUCUCAGCAAAAAAAGAAGCCACUUCAAAGAAGAUCGAAGAUAAAGUCUCUUUUAAAAGUAGUGAAAACAGACCCUCUUCAAGAAGUAUUGAAAAUAAAGAUGUCUUAACAAACCGGCAGUCCAACCUGUGGUCAGCUUCCUUCCUAAAAGAAAGUGCAGAAUUUUCUUUCCAGUUCCUGAGAGCAGAAAUGGGACGAGACUACCAGCUGGCAAAAAAGUUAUGUCAGAUGAUCCUAAUCUAUGAACCAGAAAAUCCUGUGGCCAAGGAAUUUUUCUCACUUAUUGAAGAGAUAUUGCUGAAGGAGAAAGCUCAGGACGAGGAGGAGGAAGAGGACAGUGAUGAGGACUUGAGCAGCGAGAGCGAGGUGGACAGCAGUGAGGAUGGCAGCGAGGACAGCUCGGACGAGUGUGAGGACGGGUCCUAG